Messenger RNA from Callithrix jacchus (white-tufted-ear marmoset), 1517 nucleotides. Lineage: Eukaryota; Metazoa; Chordata; Mammalia; Primates; Cebidae. The record is from RefSeq and is a predicted model, not a curated record.
UCAAAAAAAAAAGAAUCAAAGAAAGACUGCGGAGCCCAUCGUGUGCUGUCAGGCACACACCAUCAAUAUUCUCUUGACCUAGGAGACAGGGUAGAUCCCUCUCUUCUACGAGCAGGGAGCUCCUCCCUGCAUGACUCUGUGUGACCCCUGGGGUGCAGACUCUAGUCCCAGCGAGUUUACAGUUGAUGGGGGAGUCCACGCCGACAGUGGACCAAGCAGAUGUCAUUAACAAGACAUCCUGUACUUCCUACACACACAUUUUUCUAAUUAGAAAUUUAUUUUGGUAAAGCACUGGUUCCCCCAGUGAGGAUUCACUGUACUAUAAGUCAGUUCUUGAAAUGAUGAGAAAUCCCACUCAUCAGAGUAGCAUGCGGCUGGGAGGGAAAUCUGGGUAGCAGCAAAGUGAGUCACACUCGAGAGUGGGCUCAACCUCUUUGAAUCUGCUCUGUGUUCUGAUGAAUCAUAAGAAAACAUCCUUCUGACAAACUGGUCCAGUCAGUUUUCCUAGGGAAAACCUGGAUUCAAAUCCCAGCUCUUGCUCUUACUAGCUAUAUGACUUCGCUCAAGUGGCUUAAUCCGUGAAAUGGGAUUCAUGAUCCUGGCUCCUGCGUGGUUAUAAACAUGAAAAGGAUGAAGCAGGGAAAAUGCAUGCAUGGUUUAUACGCUCGGACGAUGUUGGGAGCUCACACUCCUUCCCUCUGGAAUGCACACUGUCUCUUCCCAUCAGGAUGAGAAUCUCUUAUUUAGGGAAUGAGCCAAUGAAAGAGCCUUAAGGUGAUCGUGUUUAAUUUGGGCAGUAAGACACAUAGGAGAAACGUUUCUCUAAUUCCUGCAACUGUGCUAUUGAUAACAGUUCUCUCUAGGCAAAAACGGAGAUAAAAGCAUCAUAACGGCCGGCGCUUUAUGGCUUGCCCUCUGUCAUUCCAGAUGUCGGUGCAGAUCUCUUGGCCAUGUGCCAGCGAAACAUUGCCCUCAACAGCCUGGCUGCCACUGGAGGUGGUGUAGUUAAGGUCAAAGAACUGGACUGGCUGAAGGACGACCUCUGCACAGAUCCCGAGGUCCCCUUCAGUUGGUCACAAGAGGAAAUUUCUGACUUGUACGAUCACACCACCAUCCUGUUUGCAGCCGAAGUGUUUUACGACGACGACUUGACUGAUGCUGUGUUUAAAACACUCUCCCGACUUGCCCAUAAAUUGAAAAAUGCCUGCACGGCCAUCCUGUCGGUGGAGAAGAGGCUCAACUUUACACUGAGACACUUGGACGUCACGUGUGAAGCCUACGAUCACUUCCGCUCCUGCCUGCGUGCACUGGAGCAUCUCAGGGAUGGCAACCUGCGCUUCGUGGUGGAGCCCGUAGAGGCCUCCUUCCCGCAGCUCCUGGUUUACGAGCGCAUCCGGCAGCUGGAGCUCUGGAAGAUUGUUGCAGAACCAGUAACAUGACCCAGUGCCUCCACAAGGCACGGCAUCUUGACUCUUCUUAUAGUGGAUUUCUAUUAAAAUCGGAAGCUCACCGAAGCA